This is a messenger RNA of Morchella sextelata, 381 nucleotides long. RefSeq lists its product as uncharacterized. Lineage: Eukaryota; Fungi; Ascomycota; Pezizomycetes; Pezizales; Morchellaceae. The coding region runs from base 1 to 381 and encodes 126 amino acids. The transcript is spliced from 11 exons. The record is from RefSeq and is a predicted model, not a curated record.
AUGGAUGUGCUAAAGAUCCCUCUGGUCAUAAACCACUCAUUUAAGCAAGAUUCGGGGUUAACCAGGACAGAGCAUGUAAACAUCACUGGUCAGGAUUUCUGCUCGCUGUAUAAGACCCUGUCGCCGAAUGAUGCGCUGCUAGUUCGGAGGCGGGCUAAUGGAGUUGGCUUGUCAUACUUUACAUACAUACCGGAUAUCCGCCGUCUCCGGUGGUCAUGGGAGCUGGCAUUUCGUUGGUGCUGGGCGGUGCUUGUUCUUUUGUUUAGCAUAAUUUGGUUAAAACUACCUUAUUCACCCCUUGCUCAAGAGACUCGAGAGGUCUCGGGGCUGGGAAGACACAGCACCAUUAGAGAUUUUCUUGAGUCUCGACUUAAAAUUUGA